This is a messenger RNA of Glossina fuscipes, 790 nucleotides long. RefSeq names its product ADP-ribosylation factor-like protein 3. NCBI's taxonomy places the organism in Eukaryota, Metazoa, Arthropoda, Insecta, Diptera, Glossinidae. The transcript has 2 exons. The coding region runs from base 21 to 629 and encodes 202 amino acids. Gene Ontology annotation, molecular function: GTPase activity; GTP binding. The record is from RefSeq and is a predicted model, not a curated record.
UGUCAACAUUGGUGCAAGUGAUGUCCUUAGCACGUCAUCCCGAUUGUUUGUGUCUAGGGCCCAAACGGUCUGGCAAAACUCAUUUAUUGAAAGCUUUACAAGAUCCUGAUAGUAUUGACGAAACUUCUUAUUCUACACCAACUGUUGGUACAAGUAUUUAUAACAUUAUCUUCCCGACGGACGGCAAAAAUACCUUCAAAUCUACAGGCCACAUGGUGAAAGAAGAAGAAGAUUCUUUAAAAAUUGGAAAGAAAGGUAAGGCAGUUGUACCGCUAAAAUCAAUACGUGUAUUAGAGAUUGGCGGGAAUAUGGCACCUAUUUGGCGACAGUACUUUGACGGUGUUAAGAAAUUAAUCUACGUAGUUGAUACAGCCAACUUAUGUCAAAUAUCGUCAGCUGGUGUUUUAUUAUACUCGAUAUUGGCUGAGCCACGUCUACAAAAAGUGCGCAUAUUACUCGUGCUUUCCAAAAUGGACUACGCAUACCGUCAGAUGCGUAAUGAAGCUUUAUUGAUGUUGCAAAUGUCUAAAUUGCAAAAGCAAAUACGUCAGACUGUUACCAUUGUCGAAGCUAGUUCGGUUUCAAAAAUUGGUUUCUCUAACAUUUACGAUUGGUUGAAAAUUCCCUGAAUUUCAUGACACAAUAUAACUUAUAAUAUUCUGGUGAUGUAUCUUUCGUGGUCGCUCAAAAAUUAUUAUCGGUAUGCAUAGAAAAGAAUUUAACCGAAAAUCAAUGAUAUAUUAUUUAUAGUUAAUGGAUAACAUGUUAAUACUGUUCAGUUGUCGUGGUU